CGAUUGGCUGUCAGAACUCUCGGGUUGUCUCGCGCUCUCUGGCUGGACCAAUGGGGAUAUCCGCAGUCGAGAGGACGGCAUCGCUGGAGUGGUGGCUCAGCUGUUUCCUCUGGAUAUACAUCAAAUAUUGAGAAGAAAGAACAUCCAGAGCUAAAUGUUCUGUUUAAACCAGUAGUUGCUGCUCAGAAAAUAAAUAAAGAUGCAGACCCAAAGUCAGUGGUUUAUACGUUCUUCAUGCGAGAGCAUUGUAUUAAAGGAGAGAGUAAGCUGUGUUGAUCAGUGACUUUGGUGAAGGCUGAGAAAGUUGAAGAAAAUUUGCAGAUGAUACACAACUUCUAAGCAUUUCACAUUGGAAGAAGAGAUUUCUAUAGAUGAAAAAAUGCCUUUGUUUAGUAAAUCGCACAAAAAUCCAGCAGAAAUCGUGAAAAUUCUGAAAGACAACAUGGCCAUUUUGGAAAAGCAAGACAAAAAGACAGAUAAGGCUUCAGAAGAAGUGUCGAAAUCACUGCAAGCAAUGAAGGAAAUUCUGUGUGGAACAAGUGACAAGGAACCCCCAACAGAAGCUGUGGCUCAGCUAGCACAAGAACUCUACAAUAGUGGGCUGCUGGUGACACUGAUAGCCGACCUACAGCUGAUAGACUUUGAGGGAAAAAAAGACGUGACCCAGAUAUUUAACAACAUCCUGAGACGACAGAUAGGCACUCGGAGUCCUACUGUGGAGUACAUUAGUGCUCAUCCUCAUAUCCUGUUUAUGCUCCUCAAAGGAUAUGAAACCCCACAGAUCGCCUUACGUUGUGGGAUUAUGCUGAGAGAAUGUAUUCGACAUGAACCGCUUGCCAAAAUCAUCCUCUUUUCUAAUCAAUUCAGAGAUUUCUUUAAGUAUGUGGAGUUGUCAACAUUUGAUAUUGCUUCAGACGCCUAUGCUACUUUUAAGGAUUUACUGACCAGACAUAAAGUGUUGGUAGCAGACUUCUUAGAACAAAAUUAUGACACUAUUUUUGAAGACUAUGAGAAAUUGCUUCAGUCUGAGAAUUAUGUGACUAAGAGACAAUCUUUAAAGCUGCUAGGCGAACUGAUCCUGGACCGGCACAACUUUGCCAUCAUGACAAAGUACAUCAGCAAGCCAGAGAACCUCAAACUGAUGAUGAACCUCCUCCGGGAUACAAGUCCCAACAUCCAGUUUGAAGCCUUUCACGUCUUUAAGGUGUUUGUGGCCAGUCCUCACAAAACACAGCCUAUUGUGGAGAUUCUACUAAAAAACCAACCCAAACUCAUCGAGUUUCUGAGCAGCUUCCAAAAAGAAAGGACGGACGAUGAGCAGUUCACCGAUGAGAAGAACUACUUGAUUAAACAGAUUCGAGACUUGAAGAAAACGGCGCCUUGAAGUCUCACCCAGUUUCCUGCCACCGUCACUGUCUCAUUUGUUCAGUUUGUACAAAAAGUGUCAUUUCAAAAAGUAGUCAUUCUUGGGAAGGCUUUGGAGGUGGCUAUUUUUUUCUCAAUUCAUUGUUCAGGGUAGAUGGAAUAUAAAUGUCUGAAAGAAAAAAUUUAAUUUAGAAUAAUAUAUUCAUCUUAAUCGAGUCUGUGAUUAUUUAUGUGAAAUCAGAGCCAUUGUUUUAGACAUUGAUAAAAGCAAUUUUAACCCUUUCUUGAUGAAGGGCAACAAGGCUGUGGGCUUGCAGACCUGAGCCCUCGGUCACCACGAGCCACCAAGUAGUAGGAGCCCAAAGAAUGGGCGUCACUGAGUCCUCGAAGAGGAUUAAAUUCUCAGCAUGGGGCACUGGGAAUGGGGGCAAGACGCACGAAACUGUUUUGCCUAUCUGUACUUGGACAAACAAAUUUCUCAAGGCACCAAGAAAAUAAGAUCCAUGUUUUCAGUCAUUACGUAUUCUGUUCCCUGCCCAUAUCUUUUAACUGUAAUCAUUCAUUCCUAACUUCCUAGGGAAUUGAUGCCCACCUUUCUGCUUACUGCCCCACGUUCCACCCCAAUGGAUCUCCUCAGCAUAACCAACUCAUGGUACACGCACACACACACACUCCCCCACUCUGACCAGGUUAGCAUGGGACCAACUAAGUCCAAACAGGAUGGACUAACAAGGGUCACGGGCGUAGAGGACCCACAGGGUAGGACCUGCUCACUUGAGAACUUGGAAUAGAUGGGUAAGAACCACAGCCCUAGUGACAGUCACUGCUGUUUCCCACAGACUUCUGUCGGGUUAGUGAAUGUUUGGAAUAUUUCAUUCAUGCUUCUCAUUAUGGGAAAAAAGUUUUGUGGUGAAAGUGUGUUUUAGAGUAGGAAUCAUUGCAUUGAGAUGCCUAGCAUGUGCAAAACCAUGGGUCCAGAGGGUUGCACAGGCCUUUAUAAAUAAGGGAACGUUGCCAUUGGAAGUGCAAAUGAUUAAAUGCAUGAAAAAAAUCCUCAAAGGACUAAAAAUUUUUUUCACUUUAUUUUCUAAUAAGCUGUCGUUCUAAUUUCACAUCAAAUUCCUCAGUGAAAAGGUAGAAAACUUAUAAAAAUGUUGGUCUCAAAUACUCUCUUGCAUACUAGGAUGGUUAAGGAAUUAAUUUGUGUUUUUUAAAA
Molecule: messenger RNA, 2581 nt
Organism: Eubalaena glacialis (North Atlantic right whale)
Lineage: Eukaryota; Metazoa; Chordata; Mammalia; Artiodactyla; Balaenidae
Gene: CAB39L
Product: calcium binding protein 39 like
Exons: 11
Coding region: 380-1384 (334 amino acids)
Biological process (GO): intracellular signal transduction
Molecular function (GO): protein serine/threonine kinase activator activity
Source: RefSeq, a predicted model, not a curated record